Messenger RNA from Spodoptera litura, 2459 nucleotides. RefSeq names its product phosphoglycolate phosphatase-like. NCBI's taxonomy places the organism in Eukaryota, Metazoa, Arthropoda, Insecta, Lepidoptera, Noctuidae. Gene Ontology annotation, cellular component: cytoplasm. The record is from RefSeq and is a predicted model, not a curated record. Gene Ontology annotation, molecular function: phosphatase activity.
AUGAAAUAUGAUAACGCAGGCUGACAUUUUUGACCUAGCCUAGCCCUCUGUGAGCAAAAAGUUGGAAUGAUUAGAUUCCUAAGCCAAAUUCAAAGAAUUAACAACUUUUGUUACAGUAACGUUAUAGUGAGUAAUCGAGUUGUAGGUUUUAGCACAAGUGGCACUAUGUUUAAGUCAGCAGUAUUCAAUCUUCAAGAAGCUUCUAAAGAUCAAGUUCAAGAGUUUCUAAACUCAUUUGAUACAGUUUUAACAGAUUGUGAUGGGGUUUUAUGGAUUGAUAACAAUGCCAUCUCAGGAUCAGCAGAUGCAAUGAAUUACUUCCGGAAAUUGGGAAAAAAAAUAUUUUAUGUGACAAACAAUUCAACAAAAAUUCGCAGUGAGUUUGCAAGUAAAGCAACUCAACUAGGCUUCAUUGCAAGUCAGGAAGAGAUAUUGUCAACUGCUUACUUAGUAGCUCAUUACCUAAAAGGUAUAGGAUUUACCAAAAAGGUAUAUUUACUGGGAUCAAAUGGCAUUGGAGAGGAACUGAAAGCUGUGGGUGUUAGACAUAUUGGUGUAGGCCCUGAUCAUGUGAAACCAGAUUUCAAAUCAAUGCAGCCUUCGGAACUGGAUCCUGAAGUUGGUGCUGUGGUUGUGGGUUUUGAUGAACAUGUCAGUUACCCAAAAUUCAUGAAGGCUGCCUCUUACCUCGCAUCCGAACAAUGUUUGUUCAUAGCAACCAAUACUGAUGAGAGGUUUCCUAAAGCUGGCUCUAUUGUUGUGCCUGGUACUGGCACUUUGGUAAGGGCAGUUGAGACAUGUUCAGAAAGAAAAGCCCUUGUUCUUGGGAAGCCUCAUAAUUAUGUGCGGAAGUAUCUUGAAUCAUGCGGCUUAAAUCCAGCCAGGACUUUGAUGAUUGGAGACAGAUGCAACACUGACAUAGAACUGGGUGUUCGCUGCGGCUUCCAAACACUGCUGGUGCUUUCAGGUGUCACUUCACCGAAAGAUCUGGAGAAACUGCGCAACGAAAAAACUCCGCCAUUACCAGACGUUGUUUUACCGAAAUUGGGAGAUUUACUGUCUCUUGUAUCAUAGGAAAAUAAUUAAACAAAUAGUAGCUGAUUAUAGUAGAAUGUUCAAAUCAUAGGUCAAUUCUAAAGCAAGGGUAGUAUUCAUAAGCAGUGUAAUCACUCCAUGUAUUAUUAAGUUACAAAUCAUUAUACAAAAUAGAAAAUGCAUUAAAUAAGUACAACUAUCAACUAGCGCAAUGUGAUGUUAAAUAUUUAUUUUUUAUUUAUUUUAACAUAAUGUUACUUUGAUAUGGGUGUUCUUACUGUGUUUUAUCUGACUGUGAUUUUUUAUAAUAGACCUAGGUACAUUUUAAGCCAAGUAAUAUUAUUAGGCCCACCUACCCUAACUUAUGUUUGUUUCUCCAUAUGACAUAAAUAAUAUAAUAUAACGAAUCACUGUUGAAUGUAGCCUUUUAGCCCCUUAGAUCUUAUUACCAGAAAUGACAAAGGAAGUUGUAAUGUAUCUUUUAUUUUAUACUUUUUACAUUGUUUUAGUAUUGUGACUAAAAUAACUGAAUUUUCAUUUUAUAUAGUACUAUAGAAUAGUCUUCCAGUUCAAUGAAGUUUUGUAUCCAUAUAAUUAUGGUAUCGACAUACGAUAUGGGAUUUCGACUUCAGGCUAAAUUACUUUAUGACACGCAAUUUUAGUUAUAUACUAUUGGGAUAUCACGCAUCUGUGAUUGAUUAGCUUGAUUAAUUCAAAUAUUUGACUAUGUAUAAUUGCUUACAGCAUUGUAUUCAAUGUGAGACAGGAUCAGUAGAUCACACUGCACUGUUACUGUUUUAUUUGUAUAAGUAAUACUAGAACUAUAAUUUUAUUAUAGCAACUUAAUUCGGUAAAAGAAAGUCAAAUUAGUAUUUGUUAUCUUCUAUUGUGUAACUAAAAUGACACAACUACGAGUUUUGAGUUAAUAACACUAAUUCACCUUAAAAUCACUGCAAUAUUUUCGUUAUUUUGUGACCUGCAAUUUACAUACCUAAUUUGAAUCCUAUUCGUGUGUUAUCGCUAAUUUGUAUUUAGUAAUGUCCUCUCCCCAACCCAAAUAAUGUGAAGCAUUAAGAUACCUAUUGAAUAAGUGUUAAGGUCAUUACGUAACAAUAAAUACUAUAAGGGGACUACAUAUAAUAACGUUAUUUUACUAAUAAGUACUUGUUACUAUAUUUUAAAACUGCUUUGUUGGCUCGUCACUGUAUGUGUUCAUUUGUAUACACAAAAUAAAAUAAUAUUUUAUUACAGUUAUGGAAUAUAUAAUGUUGCUUUUAAUAAAAUAUUUACAUCGUUAAAGAUCCUUUUAUUUAGCUGUCUGUCUCCUGGUCGUAAACUAAACUAAAAUACCUACCCACCAAUUGUCAUCCAAAUCGACUUAGCCGGUUUUGAGUUAUAAAUAGUGUAACUAACACAACUUUCUU